Messenger RNA from Andrographis paniculata, 880 nucleotides. RefSeq names its product protein P21-like. NCBI's taxonomy places the organism in Eukaryota, Viridiplantae, Streptophyta, Magnoliopsida, Lamiales, Acanthaceae. The transcript has a single exon. Gene Ontology annotation, cellular component: extracellular region. Bases 5 to 703 code for a protein of 232 amino acids. The record is from RefSeq and is a predicted model, not a curated record. Gene Ontology annotation, biological process: defense response.
AGCCAUGGAUUCCUUAUCAAUUAUUUCCCGCUCCAUCCUCCUUCUAAUCGUCAUUUCCUGCAUCUCCGGCGGCGGCGCCGCCACCAAAUUCACCGUAAAAAGCAACUGCCCAAACCCAGUCUGGGCAGCGGCCACGCCGGUGGGUGGCGGUCGCCAGCUCAACCGCGGCGACGUGUGGGAAAUCGAUAUACCGCCCGGCACCCCAUCGGGUCGGGUAUGGGGCCGAACCGGGUGCAACUUCGACCCGAACGGAAACGGGCGGUGCGAAACCGGCGACUGCGGCGGCGUACUCCAGUGCGUAAACUCCGGCGAGAAGCCGUUCACGAUCGCGGAGUUCACUCUCGGCCCCGCCGGCGGUCAGGACUCGUACGACGUGUCUCUGGUGGACGGUUUCAACCUUGGGAUGGAGUUCGCCGGCGACUCCGACGGCUGCAACCAGAGAACCCUCAGGUGCACGGCGGACAUCGUCGGGCAGUGCCCGGCGCAGCUGAAGGCGGGGAAUAAUGCGUGCAAGGACCCGUGUACGGCGUUCGGGAGGGAUGAGUACUGCUGCCCGGAAGGGUCGACGGUGCCCUGCGUUCCGACGGACUACUCGAAGUUCUUCAAGGAGAGAUGCCCGGACGCUUACAGUUACCCUAAGGACGACACGGCCACGAAAAGCUGCCCGGCGGGGACUAACUACAGCGUUACUUUCUGCCCUUGAUUUGUCCACCUGGCAGGGAUUGGACGGCCGAGAUCGUUUAGACAUCGUAUGUAUGUGAGAAUAAGGUUGAAUGUGUAAAGCCAUGCACGUAUGAUGCAUGUGCGAGUAAUAAAUGUGCGUUUCAAGGGCUCAUGCACGUCUAGGUAUAUAUAUAGUGGUUCUAAUAAAUUUAGGUUA